Messenger RNA from Loa loa (African eye worm), 600 nucleotides. RefSeq lists its product as hypothetical. The transcript is spliced from 4 exons. NCBI's taxonomy places the organism in Eukaryota, Metazoa, Nematoda, Chromadorea, Rhabditida, Onchocercidae. The record is from RefSeq and is a predicted model, not a curated record. Bases 1 to 474 code for a protein of 157 amino acids.
AUGGCAUCACAAUAUAACGAGUCAGAAAAUGCUAAUUUCAAUCAUAUUAAUAAUGGACUUGAUAUGCCAAAAGAGCAACCAAUGAAAGUGGAAAGUAACGAUUGCUCAGUAGAACUUGCAACAUGUAAACCAAAAAAGUGUGUGGAAAAUUGCUCGGUGUUAUGUAAUGGAAAUUCUGUAGUUGAACAGCUAAUUGAUAUUAACAGUGAUUCACCAAUAGUUGGUCAAGAGAUGGCUACUAGCGAAGAUGAUUCUGAAAAUGAAGUGUUCCAUGCAAUACCUGUGAAAAAACAAAAUAACGAUGGGCUUAACUCAGUACCCAAGGAUGAUGAACCAUUGUUGAUUCUAACUGACGACCAUGCCAAAAAUUGUGAAGCAACUUCCGUAACAGUGAUACCACAGUUAUCUCUUCCAAAUGCUCUUCAAAACGAUGAUGUAUAUGCCAAGUUUUUUGCUGCACUUUUUCGAAAAUGAAUAUCAUGACGAGAAACAAUGUUUCCAUGACAGUAUACCGUUUCUUUUGGUUUAUGCAAAAAUUAUCAUGAUUCAAUUGCUAUUACAAGGGAAAUAUUAUCGACUUAACACUGUCUUUUUUUUUAA